GUGCCUAUUGGUGAGCUGAGGGCAGGGUGGCAGCAUGAGCCAAUGAGAGCUGGAGGCGGGCCUAGUGUCGGCGCCUGAGCAACCGCGAGGGCUGCGGGAUCUGCGGGAUCUGCGGGGCGGCAGUCAUGCUGCUCUUCUGCCCCGGCUGCGGGAAUGGGCUCAUCGUGGAGGAGGGACAGCGCUGCCACCGUUUCGCCUGCAACACCUGCCCCUACAAUCCGGCCCUAGAAUCGGUCCCUCCCCAGUGCCUUCACCCUGGCUAUCGCCGUUCCCUCCCCCGGGGCUCCGUGCUCGCAGGUGCCCCCUUCGCUGUGGUCACAGCGGCGGCCAGAGCGGUCCUGCUACCUCCCGAGUCGGAUGAGCCGGUGACGAAUCGGAAGUAUCCGAAGCUGAAAGAAGUGGAUGACGUGCUGGGUGGGGCGGCCGCCUGGGAGAACGUGGACUCCACGGCAGAGCCGUGUCCCAAAUGUGAGCAUCCACGUGCCUAUUUCAUGCAGCUUCAGACCCGCUCUGCGGACGAGCCCAUGACCACCUUCUACAAGUGCUGCAAUGCGCAGUGUGGACACCGCUGGAGGGACUAGGGCCAGGCUGGCCCAGCUGCGUGGUGUCUGUUUACCUUAUUCCUCAGAGUGGGUUUCCAGCUGGGAGCGAGCACUUGUGUCCUGAGGGCCUUUGCUGGUGUGGCGGAAAUGGGUAGCCCGUCUGCUGUUGUUGGCCUGGGUGUCCGGAAAUGGAUAGCCCAUCUGCCAAUCAGUGGAUGAACUCAUUAAUGUCCAGGGAGAUUUUGCAUGUGGGGAAGAUUAUCCACAACUAAUUAUACUUUGUUUAAGGUCCUGUUCAUUCAUCGUUCACAUUUAUUGGGCAAUUGACAUUCUUUUACCAUCAACCAACACUCUUAAAUAUUUAUAUUGUUUGCAUAACUAAUAAAGUAAAACUUACUAAUUUAGUACAUUAGUUGUUCCUAAAUAUUUAACUGUUAAGUGGAAACUUAUUUAAUCAAAAUUUAUUCUGAAUAUUUAAUUAAAAUGAAAAAUUUAAUAUUGC
This is a messenger RNA of Myotis brandtii (Brandt's bat), 1044 nucleotides long. RefSeq names its product polymerase (RNA) III (DNA directed) polypeptide K, 12.3 kDa (gene POLR3K). The coding region runs from base 126 to 581 and encodes 151 amino acids. The record is from RefSeq and is a predicted model, not a curated record. Gene Ontology annotation, cellular component: RNA polymerase III complex. The transcript has 4 exons. Gene Ontology annotation, molecular function: nucleic acid binding; DNA-directed RNA polymerase activity; zinc ion binding. Gene Ontology annotation, biological process: termination of RNA polymerase III transcription; DNA-templated transcription. NCBI's taxonomy places the organism in Eukaryota, Metazoa, Chordata, Mammalia, Chiroptera, Vespertilionidae.